AUGCGGGGUUGCCCCCAGGCGCGUGCGCGGACGCGAGUCCGGGACGGUCAAGGGGGCGGGGCAGAGGCUAGGCGGCUCGGAGAAGCCACGCCUCCAUCUCCGCCGCCGCCACGCCUCCAUCUCCGCCGGCCGCCGCGCCUGAAGAAGGCCGGGAUACUGUCACUUCCGUCGGAGCCGCACUCUGUAUCCGGGUCAGCUGCUGCCGCGCCGCUGUAGACUGGGGACUGGGCCCGGGUCUCCGCUACUGUCCGAGGGGAGCGGGCUCCUCUCGGCGCUAUCUCCUGCGCCCUGGCCGUCAGUCCCACGUCGCCGGCCUGGAGGGGCGAAGAAGACGAGGGAGCCAAGGCUUCCUGCGGGGGCAUUGGCUCUCCGGAUUAUCAGGAGUUUGUAGUUGAUAUUGAAUCUAAGCUGAGGAUGGAAGGUGUGGAACUUAAAGAAGAAUGGCAAGAUGAAGAUUUUCCAAUACCUUUACCAGAGGAUGAUAGUAUGGAAGCAGAUGUAUUAGCUGUAAGUGGACCAGAGAGCCAGCCUGGCUCGCUAGAAGUUAAUGGAAAUAAAGUAAGAAAGAAACUCAUGGCUCCAGAUAUUAGCCUGACCCUGGAUCCUAGCGAUGGCUCUGUGCUGUCAGAUGAUUUGGAUGAAAGUGGGGAGAUUGACUUAGAUGGCUUAGACACGCCAUCAGAAAACAGUAAUGAAUUUGAGUGGGAAGAUGAUCUUCCAAAACCCAAAACUACUGAAGUUAUUAGGAAAGGCUCAAUUACUGAGUACACAACAGCAGAGGAAAAAGAAGAUGGACGACGCUGGCGUAUGUUCCGAAUUGGAGAACAGGACCACAGGGUUGAUAUGAAGGCAAUUGAACCCUAUAAGAAAGUUAUCAGCCAUGGAGGAUAUUACGGGGAUGGAUUAAAUGCCAUUGUUGUGUUUGCUGUCUGUUUUAUGCCCGAAAGUGGUCAGCCUAACUAUAGAUACCUGAUGGACAAUCUCUUUAAGUAUGUUAUUGGCACUUUGGAGCUAUUAGUAGCAGAAAACUACAUGAUAGUUUAUUUAAAUGGUGCUACAACUCGAAGGAAAAUGCCCAGUCUGGGAUGGCUCAGGAAAUGCUAUCAGCAAAUUGAUAGAAGGUUACGGAAAAACCUAAAAUCACUAAUCAUUGUACAUCCCUCAUGGUUUAUCAGAACACUUCUAGCUGUCACAAGACCCUUUAUUAGCUCAAAAUUCAGCCAAAAAAUUAGAUACGUCUUUAAUUUGGCAGAACUAGCGGAACUUGUCCCCAUGGAAUAUGUUGGCAUACCAGAAUGCAUAAAACAGUAUGAAGAAGAAAAGUUUAAAAAGAAACAAAAAAGAGUUGAUCAAGAACUUAAUGGAAAACAAGAAGAACCGAAAAGUGAACAGUAAGUUUGGUAUCUAGUCCAAACAAGACUGAAGAAUGUACUGAUGAAGCAGUGCUCCUUUUUGCAUUUAUAAUGCAUUUAUUGGCCCUGAUUUUUAUGUAACCUGUUACGAAAUUGACUCUUCCUUACUGGACUUUUGUAUAAGGGACUGUUCACUGCUGUAUUGGUUUGCAAAUCUCUUGAAUUUAGCUCCUUAUUAGCUAAUUAUAUUGUAAUCAUUUUGUAUUUUAUAUUGCUAAAUAGCAGAGAACCACAC
Molecule: messenger RNA, 1647 nt
Organism: Enhydra lutris kenyoni (northern sea otter)
Lineage: Eukaryota; Metazoa; Chordata; Mammalia; Carnivora; Mustelidae
Product: BCL2 interacting protein 2
Biological process (GO): apoptotic process
Cellular component (GO): cytoplasm
Source: RefSeq, a predicted model, not a curated record